AUGUUGAGAGCUAAGAAUACCCUCUUAAGAUCAACCAGGUUGUUCCAACAACAACAAUAUGUCAGAAGUUUCUCAUCAAACAACAUCAUAAGAUAUGCUGCAGCUCCUGAAUCUGGUCCUAAGCCCUUCACCACAGCCCUUGGGGUUCCAGCCCAAAGGUACUCCGCUGAGCCAGGGACUUUAGGUAAAACUACCUUUACUGAAGUCAUGGAUGAAGUAGACAUGACAUUUGGAAAGGAUGAUGAUCCUUCGAGAGUAGCCAAGCAAAACACCAAGAUCAGACAUUUCACCAUUAACUUUGGACCUCAGCAUCCAGCUGCUCACGGGGUGUUAAGAUUGAUUUUGGAAUUACACGGUGAAGAGAUUGUCAGAGCCGAUCCUCAUGUUGGUUUAUUACAUAGAGGUACCGAGAAGUUGAUUGAAUCUAAGACAUACAUGCAAGCCUUGCCAUAUUUUGAUCGUUUAGAUUAUGUUUCUAUCAUGACCAAUGAAUUGGUGUUUGCAUUAGCUGUGGAGAAAUUAUUGAAUGUCGAAGUUCCUAUUAGAGGGAAAUAUGUCCGUACAUUGUUUGGUGAACUUACCAGAUGUUUAAACCAUUUAAUGUCCGUUUGUUCGCAUAUUAUGGAUGUCGGUGGGUUGUCACCUUUACUUUGGGGUUUCGAAGAACGUGAAAAGUUGAUGGAAUUCUAUGAACGUGUUAGUGGUGCAAGAUUACAUGCUGCUUACGUCAGACCAGGUGGGGUAGCACAAGAUUUACCUGUUGGUUUAUUGGAUGACAUUUACAUGUGGGCCACACAAUUCGCAGAUAGAGUUGAUGAAAUUGAAGAAUUAUGUACAGAUAACAGAAUCUGGCAAGCAAGAACAAAAGAUGUGGGUAUUUUAACUGCUGAAGAUGCAUUGAACUAUUCAUUAUCUGGUGUUAUGGUUAGAGGUUCAGGUAUCCCAUUUGAUCUUAGAAAAGCCCAACCUUAUGAUGCUUAUGAUAAAGUUGAUUUUGAUGUCCCUGUUGGUUUGAAUGGUGAUUGUUACGAUCGUUAUUUGAUCAGAAUGGCUGAAUUCAGACAAUCUCUUAGAAUCAUUGAACAAUGUAUUAAUGAUAUGCCUCAAGGUCCUGUUAAGGUUGAAGAUUAUAAGAUUUCACCUCCACCUCGUGCCUUAAUGAAGGAAGAUAUGGAAGCUUUGAUCCACCAUUUCCUUUUAUUCACCAAGGGGUUCAGUGUCCCUGCUGGUGAAACUUAUACGGCCAUUGAAGCUCCAAAGGGUGAAAUGGCUGUAUUUGUUGUUAGUGAUGGUAGUGAAAGACCUUAUAGAUGCAGAAUUAGAGCACCAGGUUUCGCUAACUUGGGUGCAUUUGAUCAUAUUUCCAGAGGUAAUUUGUUGGCAGAUGCAGUUGCUAUAAUUGGUACCAUGGAUAUUGUGUUUGGUGAAGUUGAUCGUUAA
Lizanozyma spartinae is the source of this 1440-nucleotide messenger RNA. It is a transcript of the gene NUC2, whose product is annotated as Nuc2p. Bases 1 to 1440 code for a protein of 479 amino acids. Gene Ontology annotation, molecular function: quinone binding; NADH dehydrogenase (ubiquinone) activity; NAD binding. NCBI's taxonomy places the organism in Eukaryota, Fungi, Ascomycota, Pichiomycetes, Serinales, Debaryomycetaceae. The transcript has a single exon. Gene Ontology annotation, biological process: mitochondrial electron transport, NADH to ubiquinone. The record is from RefSeq and is a predicted model, not a curated record.